This is a messenger RNA of Nannospalax galili (Upper Galilee mountains blind mole rat), 1857 nucleotides long. It is a transcript of the gene Rab8a, whose product is annotated as RAB8A, member RAS oncogene family. The record is from RefSeq and is a predicted model, not a curated record. Gene Ontology annotation, cellular component: endosome; synaptic vesicle; dendritic spine. Gene Ontology annotation, biological process: Golgi vesicle fusion to target membrane; regulation of exocytosis; protein secretion. The transcript has 8 exons. Gene Ontology annotation, molecular function: GTP binding; GTPase activity. Lineage: Eukaryota; Metazoa; Chordata; Mammalia; Rodentia; Spalacidae. The coding region runs from base 64 to 687 and encodes 207 amino acids.
GGACGGAUCUAGCGACCAGUGGCAAGGCGCCGGCCGUACUUCCCGUCGGGGAGAGAGUGUAAUAUGGCGAAGACCUACGAUUACCUGUUCAAGCUGCUGCUGAUCGGGGACUCGGGGGUGGGGAAGACCUGUGUCCUGUUCCGCUUCUCCGAGGACGCCUUCAACUCCACGUUCAUCUCCACCAUAGGAAUUGACUUUAAAAUUAGGACCAUAGAGCUCGAUGGCAAGAGGAUUAAACUGCAGAUAUGGGACACGGCUGGCCAGGAGCGGUUUCGGACGAUCACGACAGCCUACUACAGGGGCGCCAUGGGUAUCAUGCUGGUCUAUGACAUCACCAACGAGAAGUCCUUCGACAACAUUCGGAACUGGAUUCGGAACAUUGAGGAGCAUGCCUCUGCAGAUGUGGAGAAGAUGAUACUGGGGAACAAGUGUGACGUCAAUGACAAGAGACAGGUGUCCAAGGAGCGGGGAGAAAAGCUGGCCCUUGACUACGGGAUCAAGUUCAUGGAAACCAGUGCAAAGGCCAACAUCAACGUGGAGAACGCAUUCUUCACCCUCGCCAGAGAUAUCAAAGCAAAAAUGGACAAGAAAUUGGAAGGCAACAGCCCCCAGGGGAGCAGCCAGGGAGUCAAGAUCACAGCCGAGCAGCAGAAGAAGAGCAGCUUCUUCCGGUGUGUUCUUCUGUGAACACCCCGCCUUACUGAGCCUUCUCAGCCCCACUGACUGUGCCUGCCCCGGGCGAGCCUCCACCACCCCACCGUUGGGCCACGGCUACCCGAACACAAUUAAGAAAUUGAUUAUUUUAGUAACUGUCUGAUCCUUUCACCUUCAGAGAUGGAACAAGUUAGAAUUUUGCUACUUUUCCUGUGUCAUCCUCCAGUCGGGCCCAUCCAUCCCUGUCACAUCACCAAAAGGUGGAGAGAGGUGGAGUGGGGAUGCCUUCUGUUCCUGUCCUACCCAACAGUCAAUGCACCAGCCAGCCUGUCCCUCCAACAUGGGAGCAAGGUCAGUGGCAGUGCCUGGCACCUUGCGAUGCCACCGAUGCCACCGUGCGCCAGUCCUGGAGGUUCCUGCCUGCCACUCCUGGUGGCCAUUCUCUCAGUUCUGGACAAGUGACGAAAACCAUGUCCCCAUCUCCUGUUUUUACUUGUCAAACCAAAGGGAAGCACAAAUUAAGGAAAAUCUGCGUAGAGGGUUUGGACAGAAGAGGACAGCUCAUGUGGCCACAACCAGGCAGAGUCUACAGUCCAGCACCGACGGGACACUGUGGCCCAAGGAAUGGCCACCACUCACCCCAUCAUCUGGUCACCCACCUCAGUGGCACUGAAGCAGCCUCCGCUCUCCUCACCCUUCCCCCGGCUGCACAUCGAUUGGAUGCUUUCUUUUUCUAGCUGAGAUUACUUUUUAUUUUUCCAGAUUCCUAAUGCCAUGAAGUGAUUCCGUCUUUGAUUUUCCAGCAGCAGACCCAAGCGAUGGGGUACAGAUGUGACUGCCUGUUCCUGCUGCACAGGGCCCAAGGCUGUUCCCACUUGUGGGCUCCUGGCCCCUGAGGCUGAGACAGGCAUUCUGUGGCGACAGGCUGCCCCGAAGUCCGGUGGUUGUUGCUCUUGUGUUUUGAGAACUCUGCCCUCUCAGGGAGGCUGCAGUUGGGACCAGAUACCUGGGAGCCCCUCCUUUUUACUUUAACCCUCCCCCCAAGCCACUGUCAGUCCAUUGACAUGGGGUUUCUCCCCCUUUUUUUGAAAUUAAAACCAACAUACCAGCAAUAGUCAGCCCUUCCUCGGAGUCUCUAAUGUGCCCUGUUCCCACUGACCAGUGCACUUAAGGAAAACAGAUUAAAACACAUUUUAAAGGGAA